GGCACAGACUGAAGCGUCGGGAAAGUGGGAGAGAUGUUUGCGCAAUUGUUUCAGCGGUCUAAUUGCUUGCUCAAUCAACGGAAUCGCUAUCAAUUGCUCGCCACGGUGCUCAUUAAUCUAAUAUGCAUAUCACAUGGCAUGGGCAUCGGCUGGCUCUCGCCCACAUUGCGCAAACUGCAGUCGACGGACUCUCCGCUCCAAUUUUCACUGGAUGUCAAUGAUGUUUCCUGGGUCGGCUCGGCCUUGGGGCUGGGCUCAGUGACGGGCAAUAUAAUAUGUGGACUCUUAAUUAAUCGCAUUGGAGGCAAGCUCUGUUUGCUGUUAAUAGCUGUGCCCCACUCGUGUCUUUGGUUUUUGGUCUACUUUGCGCAGAGCGUCGAGUUUCUAAUUGUGGGCCGUUUUCUGGCUGGCAUUACGGGUGGAGGCAUCUAUAUAAUACAUCCCAUAUUCCUCAGUGAAAUUUCAGAUGCCAACAUUCGAGGGACGUUGGCCUCCAUGGUCAUGCUCUCUGUAAAUAUUGGUAUACUUCUGGGCUAUAUACUCGGUACACAUUUGGCGUACUACUCAGUACCGUUUGUGGUCCUCCUUUGUCCCUUGAGCUACUUCGCCCUCAUUUUGCUGUUCAUUCGAGACUCGCCGAUGCAGCUCAUACGAGAGCAAAGGUUUGCAGCAGCUGAAAAAUCAUUUAGAUACUAUAAGAACAUUAAAGAUAGCGACAGCUUAGAUAAGCAAUCGUUGGCUACGCUGGAAUUCGAGAAUAUAAAAAUGAAGCUAACCAACGAGGAUGAUAUGCCGGACAAGGUCAGCCUGAAGGACUUUUUAACACCUGCCGCCAUCAAGGGCUACGCCAUGGCUGGGGUAAUAGUCAUUGCCAAUCAGUUCAGCGGCCUAUUCACAAUGGUCAACUAUAUGUCGGAUAUAUUUGCAAAGUCGGGCAGCAGCAUGGACCCAAAUACCAGCUCGAUUAUUAUUGGAGUAGUUCAAAUUUUGGGCGCCUACAUGAGCACGCUCCUGUGCGACGUCUGUGGACGCAAAAUACUGAUGCAAGUCUCAUCAGCGGGCGUGGCCAUGAGUCUAACAGCCUUUGGCCUCUUCACACACUUUGCCAGCAUUUACGACCUGAGCGAAUGGAGCUGGGUGCCAGUGGCCCUGAUGUCGCUUGACAUAUUUCUGGGCAACAUUGGUUUGAUAAGUUGCAUUUUUGUGUUGAUUGUCGAAAUGUUCCCAAUGAAGAUACGCGCUCGGGCAACGUCUGUAGCAAUUGUUGUCUGCAGCUCGCUGGUAUUCCUGAUGCUCAAUAUUUUCCCUCUGUGCAUGGAGCACUGGGGUCUGCCAGCUACCAUGUGGUCUUGUGCGUGUAUAACAGCUGUUUGCUUUGUAUGCUUUUCGUUAUUCUUGAAAGAAACCAAAGGCAAAUCCAUGGUCGAGGAUUGACUUGAAAUAAA
Drosophila arizonae is the source of this 1445-nucleotide messenger RNA. RefSeq names its product facilitated trehalose transporter Tret1-like. Gene Ontology annotation, molecular function: sugar transmembrane transporter activity. The record is from RefSeq and is a predicted model, not a curated record. Lineage: Eukaryota; Metazoa; Arthropoda; Insecta; Diptera; Drosophilidae. Gene Ontology annotation, cellular component: membrane. Gene Ontology annotation, biological process: carbohydrate transport; transmembrane transport.